AUGCCGAGCCCAAAGUACGGUUGUCCGGGGAAGAUUGCAAUCCCCAACGCAAUGCAACCGGGUUUGCUAGGUCGACCUUCACGUCGAGGCUCGUACAGUCACCUGACGCUGGAUUUUGAUUCCCAUGAACCGUGGUUGAGGUCCUGGCUUGCAGUUCUACCUCAUGUCGAUCUUGCAUCUGCGGACGGACCAGAUCGUGAACAGGAUGGUCUGGGCUGUCCUAGAUCGGCGAUUUGCGGAUGCUUUUGCUCCACCUUGGAGAAGGCUAUCCUUUUCUUUUUCGCUGCACCGAGUGCUACUGCGCCGGUCUCCGCACGACUCCGCAAGGAACAACCUCGAGGCCCAAUCGUGAGUCGGGUCUGCCUUGAUUGGGCUGUACUUCAGAGAGACCUGACCAUCUACCUGCUGUACCACCUGCACUCUCGUACUCCAGGAGUCACGGGUACGCCCCAGUGGAGUCGAUCAGAUAAAUAUCGUGAACGAGCCCAGGAUUUUCACCGCUUGUUAGGAGUCAUCGCAAUGUCAUCAUUGCUGGAGCCGCGGCUAGUUGCCAUUUCGUUUUUUUCUCUUUGGACUUCUCCCUCUCGCCUCGUGCCCCUCCCAUUUUCCCUCCUCCCCUGCGGCACGUCAGUUCCGUAA
Messenger RNA from Penicillium chermesinum, 639 nucleotides. RefSeq lists its product as uncharacterized. The record is from RefSeq and is a predicted model, not a curated record. NCBI's taxonomy places the organism in Eukaryota, Fungi, Ascomycota, Eurotiomycetes, Eurotiales, Aspergillaceae. Bases 1 to 639 code for a protein of 212 amino acids. The transcript has a single exon.